AAACACACACCCACACACACUUACAAGGCAUUGACCUCAUACACUGAUUAGGGCUCGCAGAAGUCGAUCCCCGGAGAACCACUACCAGCAUGAAUCUCAAGCUGUGCUUACUGCUUCUCGUUCUCUGUGCUUUCAUUAGUUCUGCAGAGUUCAAGAAAGAAAAUCGUGGGCAUAAACAUGAAGAGAAAGAACGCGGUAGACAUGGUGAAGCUGGGAGUCAUGGUAAACCUGGAAGAGGAAAAGGAAGAGUAAAAGUGGAACUAUAUGUGCUUCUCACAAUAGCUUUGACUGCAGAGUAUAAAACUUCUGACUCAGAUGAUGAUGAUGAUGAUGCAAAUGACUGGCUUUUUGAACUCCAAGAUAUGAGAGGAAAAUGCACCUCAAACCCAUGCCAGAAUGGCGGCACUUGUGAGCAAAAGAAAGACAAAUAUAAAUGCAAAUGUACAGAAAACUUCAGAGGCAGAAGAUGCGAGAGACGGAAAAGUAUUUGUUCAAGAGGAAUCUGUGGGGUAGGACUGUGCCUUCUGACAUUAUCACCUCCCUACUAUAAGUGCAAAUGUAUUCCACCUUUUGCACCACCAAACUGCAAAAUACCAUCUCCAUGUACUCCAAAUCCUUGUCAGAAUAAUGGCACAUGUGUUAAAGAUGAGGAGGAUUUUGACUGUGUCUGUGAAGGAGAUUUCAAAGGAAAAUACUGUCAAGUUGACUCAAAAGACUGCUAUACGGGGGAUGGUGAGUCAUACAGAGGCAAGGUUUCAGAGACAGAAAAUGGGGACGAGUGUCUCGACUGGAACUCAGAUUUUGUUCUGGAUAAAAGAUCUUUUCCUGUGACUGCAUUUGGGGCUAGUGAAAGCCUGGGACCCCAUAACUACUGCAGAAACCCUGAUGGAGAUCAGAAGCCAUGGUGCUUUAUUAAGAAAGACAAGAGACUCAGAUGGGAUUAUUGUGAUGUCAAAAAAUGUAGUAAGUCUAAAACAAAUACCACAGAUGUGCUCCCCACAACCAUUGCACCUCCCACCACAAUUCCAGCCCAGCUGCAUACUACACUAAAACAAUCUCCUAUCAGAACAACAGUGCCACCUAGAAGAGUUGUGCCAACCACCUCUAAGCCUCGCGUCACUCAGAGUGUAACUUCAUCCAAAGGAGUUGUUCGUCCUACUACACAUCGUCCAUCACCCACAACAUGGGGAAACGCUGCUCGUCCAUCACCCACAUCAUCUGGGAAUGCUGCUCGUCCACCACUAAUAUCAUCUGGAAACAUUCCUUCAACAGUCAAGGAUUUUCCUACCUGUGGUAAACCAGAACCAAAGAAGCAAAUGAAUCGAAUUUAUGGAGGCCUUAAAGCUAUUCCUGGUGCCCAUCCUUGGCAAGUGUCAGUGCAGGCCAAAGCUAAGGCAUCCAUCUCCUUCUUUAGACACAUCUGUGGAGGUACUCUCAUCAAACCAUGCUGGGUACUGACAGCGGCCCACUGCAUUGACCAUAAGUUUGAAUACAGUGUUUUGGCGGGAGGACUCAAUCUGGGACUAAAUGAUCCACCACAUCAGAGUUUGCAAGUGGAGAAAGUUAUUGUCCAUGAGCAAUACAGGGCUGCCCCAAGCGUUGUCUACAAUGAUAUCGCACUGUUAAAGCUGAAAGAAACUAAAGGGCAAUGUGCUAAGGAAAGUCAGAUGGUGAAGACUGCCUGCCUGCCCACAGAACCUUUUGCAGAUGGAUCAGAAUGCAGCAUCUCUGGAUGGGGAGCCACAGAGACGUCGGAUCAUGGCUCCGCCCAUUUGCUUGAUGCACAGGUUUUAUUGAUCUCUCAGGAGGCUUGCUCCUCCAACAAACUCUACGAAGCUGUGAUGGAUGAUGGCAUGUUUUGUGCUGGCUAUCUCAAGGGGGGAGUAGACUCCUGUCAGGGUGACUCCGGUGGACCUCUAACUUGUGAGAGGAAUCAAACACAUUAUAUAUAUGGCGUAGUAAGCUGGGGGGACAGCUGUGGAGAGGAGGGCAAGCCUGGGGUCUAUACCAAAGUCAUUAAAUAUGUGGACUGGAUUAAUAAAAAAAUCGCUGGAAACUAGCAUUUCUAAAAACAGUUAACUGAUGCAAUAAUUUGUUCUUAUGUACACUGAUAUACCUGACAUGCUUUGAGCAUACAGAGCACACAUUUUAUUGGAUCAUUUAAGAUUCUUCAUAUGAUUCUUAUGAAUUAAUAAAACCUGUGUGUGAUUAUG
This is a messenger RNA of Misgurnus anguillicaudatus (oriental weatherfish), 2213 nucleotides long. NCBI's taxonomy places the organism in Eukaryota, Metazoa, Chordata, Actinopteri, Cypriniformes, Cobitidae. The record is from RefSeq and is a predicted model, not a curated record.